UUUAUUCCUGAUUCGUUCUUUUUCAUUUUCACGCGUUUGGUUGGUGCUGAAUUUCGGUCGGCAAAAAUUUUAGAUUCGUGCUUGCAAAACUAAUGGUGGAACAAAUAGAUAGAAAAUAACUCCUUUCCUCGUGUUUUCCGAGUACUAGCGGCUGGAUCGUAGUGACGCCAAUAGGAUUACCUAAGUUCUCAAGCGCGAUCUAUCACAAAUCGGAAGCGGACUUGUGUCCGCUUGAGACAGCUCAGGGCCAAACGUUCGGCAGUAUUCAGCAGCAGCUAAAGCAGCAUCGCCUUUUUGUUGGUAUCGAAAAACGUGUUUUUUGUGCCAGAAUAUCGGGAAACGGGAUCCGAUCAAUUCGAAUAGCUCCAAAAAGGAUCAAAAUGGCUAGCACCGAUGUCAACAUGGAACCGGUGGAGAACAGUAAACCUAGUUCAUCCACAUCCCCGUCGUCUUCCCGAACGCCAAAUAAAGCUGCCACUACACCAAACGGGAAUAGUGAUGGCAUGACGGCCGAGGAGCUCGCCACCAACGCCGAAGAUAUGACAUCGCGUGAUUAUUACUUCGAUUCUUACGCACACUUUGGCAUUCACGAGGAGAUGCUGAAGGACGAAGUUCGUACGCUCACCUAUCGCAACGCCAUGUACCACAACAAGCAUUUGUUCAAGGGCCGAACGGUGCUGGACAUAGGCUGCGGAACCGGUAUUUUGUCUAUGUUUGCAGCAAAAGCGGGAGCCACCAAAGUUAUUGCUGUAGAGUGUUCCAACAUUAUCGACUACGCGCAGAAGAUUGUAGAGGCCAACCAUUUGGACGACGUGAUCACUCUGGUCAAAGGAAAGGUGGAAGAAAUUGAACUGCCCGAUGGCAUUCAAAGUGUCGAUAUCAUCAUUUCCGAGUGGAUGGGAUAUUGCUUAUUUUAUGAAUCGAUGCUGGACACGGUAAUAUACGCUCGGGAUAAGUGGCUCAAGCCAAAUGGUAUGAUGUUUCCGGACAGAUGCACGCUAUUCGUUUCGGCUAUUGAAGAUCGGCAGUACAAGGACGAGAAAAUCAACUGGUGGGAUAAUGUGUACGGUUUCAACAUGAGCUCCAUCAGAAAAGUGGCUAUCAGUGAGCCAUUGGUUGAUGUUGUUGAUCCGAAACAAAUCGUUACCAGUUCUUAUCUGGUGAAAGAAAUAGAUCUUUAUGUCGUCCAGAAGAAAGAUCUUGAUUUCGAAUGUCCGUUCCAUUUGAUUGUUAAGCGCAACGAUUUCGUUCAGGCGCUUAUCACCUAUUUCAACGUAGAGUUUACCAAGUGUCACCAGAAGUUGGGAUUCAGUACCUCGCCAGAAGCGCCAUACACACACUGGAAACAAACAGUGUUUUACUUUGACGAAUAUUUAACGGUAAAGAAAAACGAAGAAAUUUACGGAAUGUUUACCAUGAAACCAAACGCCCGGAACAACAGAGAUUUAGAUUUUACCAUCGAUCUACAUUUCAAGGGCGAACUAUCACAAGUGAACGAAAAGAAUCACUAUCGAAUGCGCUAAAAAUCUUCAACAACACGCAUUAAGAAACGUUUUAUAUCAUCCGGCAUAAAAAAAAACCCACCCAUUUCACAGGAAGUAUCCACAUAACCUUAUUAUACAUUGUAGUUGACUUUUCUCAAAUGUAAAGGGACGAAUUUUUAACAAUUGAAAAACUUUUCUUCACAUAUUCAAGUAAUAUAAUUCGGACAACCAACCAUAACUAUGUAAUACAGAGAAAAAUUCUCCAACAAAAAUUUGAGUUCAUCAAAACGGAACGCCGCAUCAUGUAUGACUCAGCGAUAGUUGCACUACGGAACAGGACCAGUGUGUAUCCAUUUCUUAUUUUCCUCGUCAUUUCUAUUUAAUUAUUUCAAAAUAAUAAACAAAGUCCUUACACCAUAUGAAAACUGGCUAAAACAUGAUUCCUUAUUGAAAGACUACAGUAAAAUGAAACAAAUAAAAUUAACCCACACGCAAAGCGUUGAUGUCCUGCUUCACAGAUCAUGAUUGAAAUGAAGGUUUAACGUUAUCCAAAGCAUUAUUUGACCGGGGUUGAAAAAAUAUACCAAGUUGCAAAAGAAACCUAUAACAACAAAGCCCAUUGCUUUGCAACUACAUUCAAAUACGUGUCUGACUCAGAAACGCAGCAAGCUCUCAGAAAUCAUCUAUCGACUAUCGAACGAGGGCCAUGCGCCAUGUGCGAGGUUUAGAGUUUCCCGUAAAAAAAUACGAGCCAUGGAAAUGAAACGGAAAUAAAGCGAAAUAUCACUUUAUUGAAAAAAACAUAUGUAAUCCUACAACAACAAAAGGACAA
Uranotaenia lowii is the source of this 2316-nucleotide messenger RNA. RefSeq names its product protein arginine N-methyltransferase 1 (gene Art1). Gene Ontology annotation, biological process: peptidyl-arginine methylation. Gene Ontology annotation, cellular component: nucleus. Bases 381 to 1523 code for a protein of 380 amino acids. The record is from RefSeq and is a predicted model, not a curated record. Lineage: Eukaryota; Metazoa; Arthropoda; Insecta; Diptera; Culicidae. The transcript has 3 exons. Gene Ontology annotation, molecular function: protein-arginine N-methyltransferase activity.